AUGGCAGAAACUGCCGCCAGUUCCGGCCACAGCGCCACCAAUCCCUUGCUCAAACCACUACAAGCACAAGAUAACGAUGUUGUGAAAGGCGAUGACCGGGAUUCAAUGCCACGCGGACACAAAAGCCAUGUCGCUAGCGAGCCAGAUAUUUCGGCCGUGCGCCGAUUUCUCAUCUUGGCUACGCUGGCAGCGGUCAUUACCGCCGUGGAUCUGACGUCCUUUGGUGCCUUCUUCACGACCGUGGCACUGAGCAAGAACGCAAAUGGAGGAGCCGACUAUCACAUGGCAGUGGGUGCAGUGUUCACCAUGCUGCAGGCCGGUUGUGUCCUGUCCGCUCCGUUCGUGACCAGGGAUCUACCCUACAUUGGUAGCAAGUACAUGAUGGCGCUGAGUAUCGCCACCAUGGGAGCAGUGCAGGUGAUAUUUGCGUUCGUCGACCGGAUUGCAGACUGGAGAGUGUUUCUAGUCUACUGCUACAUCAUCAGAGCCAUACAAGGUGUAGGUUACUCCGGUGUGUCCAUUUCGACCAGUAGCUACAUCACGCAGCUCUACCCGAACAACGUGGGCUUCGUGAACGGCUUCAUGUUCACUUUCACCUAUGUUGGCCACGCCGCAGGCAUGUUUCUUGGCGGCGUGCUGUUCGAAGCAGGUGGGUUUCCCGCUCCGUUCCUGCUGUCUGGCCCGGCAAUGCUGUGCUGCGCGGUGGCCGUCAUGGUUGUUAUCGUGGAUAUUGGCGGCGAAGUGGAUGCGGACGGCGACAUUUCGGAGAAGCACAUUAGUGUGCGCGUCAUUCUGCGCCAGCCAUGGAUCUGGGUCCUGAUGGUUACGGUAGCUUUGUCUCCUGUACCGUACAGUGGCAUAGAGUCGGUGCUCGGGCUGCACAUGAGGUCGGUGUUUGGAUCACGAGCCAUAUCCGUCGGCGGAGUUCUUUCGACGAAGAUCGCAGUCGGAGCACUAUCGUGUCCGGUGAUCGGUUACGCAUUGGACCUGGGAUACAGUGCGCAUGUUUCUGUCUUCGUCUCCUUUCUGCUCACCGGCACUGCGUGCCUUCUGCUGGGUCCGGCUUCGUUUCUACACCUGGGCAGCUCUCUGUGGCUUGUGUUCCUGUCGGUAAUACCGAUGGCCGUGGGGCAUACUGCAAUGACCGUCUCUAGUAUCUAUGCCAUGACGCAGCAUUUGCAACGGGUCGGUGUUGGAUCGGCCGUGCAGGUGCGCGUAGCCAUUGCCGGUAUAUCGCGGGUGUGCCAGUCAUCCGGCUACGGCCUGGGACCGCUUCUCACCACGCCGCUGGUGGCUCUGCUGGACUUUCGGACUACGUGGACCGUCUACGGUCUCAUCUACUUGGCCCUGGGAGUGGUGUUUGCUGUCUUAUCUUGCCUGUACUCAGUGCGGCACGGACAUAGUGCGCAUAAACGUACGAGUGACAGCCUGGCAGCUUCUGAUUCUCCCGGCGCUGUCAUGGCAGCAGCCAAUGUCAGCGCUGGUAGCCGGAGUGUGGCCACUGAGAAUAUUCCACUGAAUCCCCGGUGA
Messenger RNA from Sycon ciliatum, 1530 nucleotides. Its product is annotated as MFS-type transporter SLC18B1-like. The record is from RefSeq and is a predicted model, not a curated record. Gene Ontology annotation, molecular function: transmembrane transporter activity. Bases 1 to 1530 code for a protein of 509 amino acids. Lineage: Eukaryota; Metazoa; Porifera; Calcarea; Leucosolenida; Sycettidae. The transcript has a single exon. Gene Ontology annotation, biological process: transmembrane transport.